This is a messenger RNA of Rhinichthys klamathensis goyatoka, 1255 nucleotides long. It is a transcript of the gene stx2b, whose product is annotated as syntaxin 2b. Lineage: Eukaryota; Metazoa; Chordata; Actinopteri; Cypriniformes; Leuciscidae. Gene Ontology annotation, cellular component: plasma membrane; synaptic vesicle; endomembrane system. Gene Ontology annotation, molecular function: SNAP receptor activity; SNARE binding. The record is from RefSeq and is a predicted model, not a curated record. Bases 222 to 1145 code for a protein of 307 amino acids. Gene Ontology annotation, biological process: synaptic vesicle fusion to presynaptic active zone membrane; intracellular protein transport; exocytosis. The transcript has 11 exons.
AACACGUACCACUUCAUAACUGGAUUAACUUUGAACGUGAAAGUCUUAUUUAUACGCGUUUAUUGACAAGUAACUAACUCCAACGGUUAAUUCAUGUACUUUCUCCGAUACACUUUAGUUUGUCGUGAUCUAGUCAGGACUUGCAAUGAAUUUUAACGCGCGCGGAUCGCGACUGAUGUGUACAAUCAACAGAGGAUAAACGACGGAUCAACGACAUUGUUAUGAGGGACAGACUGGCUGAUUUAAAUGCGGGCAGGCAAAGUGCCAGCGAAGAUGUGGGUGUCAUUGUGUCCAUGGAGAGAGAUGACUUCAUGCAGAACUUUUUCAGAAAGGUGGAGGAGGUCAGAGGUGUCAUCGAUAAGAUCUCCUCCCUAGUGAAUGAGGUGAAGAAGAAACAUAGUGUGAUCCUUUCAGCCCCCAACCCUGAUGAAAAAAUAAAAGAAGAGCUUGAACAACUCACAGUGGAAAUCAAGAAACAUGCCAACUUUGUCCGGACCAGCCUCAAAUCAAUGCAAAAGAAUCUACCUCCAGAUGGGCAGGAAAAUGCAGUGGAUGCACGCAUUCAGAAAACACAAUACACUAACUUGUCACAUAAGUUUGUGGAGGCAAUGACACAAUAUAAUGAAACCCAAGUGUCCUUCAGAGAGAAGAGCAAAAGCAGGAUUCAGAGACAGCUGGAGAUCACUGGAAGAAUUACAACUAAUGAGGAAUUGGAAGAGAUGCUGGAGACUGGAAACCCUUCCAUUUUCACCUCUGAUAUCAUCUCCGACUCCAAGAUAACUCGACAGGCCCUCAACGAGAUCGAGUCUAGACAUAAAGACAUCUUGCGGCUGGAGUCCAGCAUUAAAGAGCUACAUGACAUGUUUGUAGACAUGGCCAUGCUGGUUGAGACCCAGGGUGAGAUGAUUGACAACAUUGAAAAGAAUGUAAACAAUGCAGUAGAAUACGUCGACCAUGCUAAAGUGGAGACCAAGAAAGCUGUCAGGUACCAGACACAGGCCCGCAGGAAAUACAUCAUUCUUGCUCUUAUUGUUUUGUCCGUGCUUGGUGUGGUCGUACUUAUUGUUGGCUUGUCUGUGGGCCUGUCUGCUAAAACCACUACUAACUCCGCCUCCUCCAGCUCAAAUGCAGCCAAUCCUGUCUAAGCAUGGUUCCCAAGAAACUGGUCUAUGUUGGCAUUUGUGGAGCCGUGUGCAUCAUCAUUCUUCUCGUCGUCAUUGUCUUUGCAGUUUACAGCGAAAACAAAUAGUUUUUU